Messenger RNA from Triticum dicoccoides, 1039 nucleotides. RefSeq lists its product as uncharacterized. Lineage: Eukaryota; Viridiplantae; Streptophyta; Magnoliopsida; Poales; Poaceae. The transcript is spliced from 3 exons. The record is from RefSeq and is a predicted model, not a curated record. The coding region runs from base 45 to 1016 and encodes 323 amino acids.
CCCAGCCCUUUGGCAUCACGGAGUAAGAGAAGACCGCGGCGCCGAUGAGUCCGGAUGAAAUCGACAAGGCGAUGGCUUACGAGGCGAGGAAAUUCGCGUCGCACGCUCGCGUUUGGGAAUCUGCGUGGGGCGAAACAUGCGGCUUCUUCACGGACACCACGGCGCUGAGUUCCAUGCAGUUUACACACUAUAUAUCUGGACACAUCUCAAACAAUCAUGCAGCUGGGUCCAGUCCGGAAACCUUGCAGGUCUUCUCCAUCAAACUCAUGGAAAUAGCUGCUGGUCUCGCCUGGCCAUUGGCUGUUUACGGUGUGAUUGCUGUUCGAGACAUCGCGGAUCAUAACCGUAACCUUCUCUUCUGUUGUGAUAGGAGCCAUGCCAAAGAACUCAAUCAAGAUGAUUCUUUUUUGCGCUUAAUUGGGCCAUCACGUGCAAUUGUGUUAACAGACAUAGUUGACAUUGAAAUCCAACUGAAAGUGAAAGGUCCAACAAAGUCUCAAGAUAAAGCGUUGAUCAACCAUGUCUGCAAUUAUGGUGGAGAAGGUCUUGGUGUAUCUACCCUUUGCAUUGAUAAUUGCUUAUGUACACUGGAGUUAUGCUUGCAGCGAGUCAAACGAACGGUCCAGGCUACCAUCUUGAGUGCCCAAGUUGUCAAGUGUGGUUCAUGGCCUUUUGCACAUGGUGGCCGAGUUGCUCAUGCUAUCAAUCCCUCAUCUAGCCAAAUUGUACUGCUUGAAUCAAAAGGUGAAGCAAUGCUGAAAGGUAGGGAUGGUAACAUAUAUCUGCCGAGGCAAGUUAUUUCUGUAGAAACUGAAGGACUGCUGGACGUUGCCAUAGAAGCCUACUCAAAAUCUGGUGAUGUCACUGCACGAGGUCAUGUCUGUUUCGUGCCCCGAUUUUGCAACAUAAGCCAGGAUAAAUGUGCCAUUGCUGAUGUUGAGGUGGUGAUUACUGUUGCUUGGUCCCUUGUCGCUACAAGCAAAAGGGAAAUUGUGGCAGAACGACCGUCUUUUUAAAGCUGAUAGCUAGGAGGGUGUGG